Molecule: messenger RNA, 525 nt
Organism: Vicia faba (fava bean)
Lineage: Eukaryota; Viridiplantae; Streptophyta; Magnoliopsida; Fabales; Fabaceae
Source: the annotation of a GenBank genome assembly
AUGGAACUUGAGGCCGCGAUUGAUCGGUUACCUAUUGAUUUAUUGGCUCAUAUUUUUGUUCUCUUCACUUCCUUCACUGAUUUGGCCCAGGAAGUUGAUUUUUCACUUCAUGGAUUAUAUAAGUGCUUUUUUAUUUGUUUUUAUUCAUGCUUGUGGUGUAUAUUGUUUGGUUUUGUAAGGGCUGGCAAGGUUUGCAAGAAAUGGAAACAAGGGGUGAAGGAAUCUCUAGCAAGGAAACAGAAUCUUAGUUUUGCUGGUUGGAAAAUGGAUGAUGAUUCCACUUCUAGACUUGUUUCUCAUGCCUACAACCUUAGAAAACUUGAUAUACCGAGAAGCCGAUGGAGUUGUCAAAUAACAGAUGCUGGACUCAUCAGAAUAUCAUAUGCAAAGUGUAUCGGCAAUCUCACAUCUAUUUCGUUAUGGGGUCUGACUGGUAUCACAGAUGAAGGAGUUGUACAAUUGAUAUCUAGAACUCGGUCUUUAAGGCAUUUGAAUGUUGGUGGUACAUUUAUCACAAAUGAUUGA